AUACAUCCCCCGGCGAAUAUACUGAGUCCUUCCCGCCCCGCGAAAACCUCCGAGCCACCUUUCGAACACCGAAGUUUAGAAGACGCAAAGCAAGAAAAUGUCCGCUUUCCGAGCCCUAGCCGCGCGCCGCGCUCCCUUCGCUCUCGCUCAGCGCGCGCCCUUCCACGCCUCUGCUAUGCGCGCUGCGGGCAAGGAGUCGCAUCUCCACGACGAGAGUCGCGCUGCGGAGGUGCAGAGUCACAAGGAGGAGCAGCAGCAGAAGCGGAAGGAGGGCAAGGGCCACUGGGAGGAGAGUCUUGCGAGUGACUCGGAGAGCAUUGUCAAGGCGGAUCGCGGCGAGGUGGAGACGAGCCCCGAGUCGAUUAAGAAGCUGCAGGAGGAGACGGCCAAGGUUGCGGGGGACAAGUCGCGCUCAUAAAUGUCGAUUAGAUGUUAGCACUGUGAAAAUAGGUUGAUUGUGUGCGAGGG
This is a messenger RNA of Paraphaeosphaeria sporulosa, 468 nucleotides long. RefSeq lists its product as uncharacterized. Bases 98 to 418 code for a protein of 106 amino acids. NCBI's taxonomy places the organism in Eukaryota, Fungi, Ascomycota, Dothideomycetes, Pleosporales, Didymosphaeriaceae. The record is from RefSeq and is a predicted model, not a curated record. The transcript has 3 exons.